CCCGCUGGUUUUUAGUCAGCUCUUUAAUUUAUCCCCGUGCUUCACACAUCUCACCUCGUUAACUGGCGGGAAAUAUUUGUCGUCUCCCUUUUCCCAAACUUUUCAGAAGAGAGACCUCAUUGCAGAGCUAUUAAACCACUGAAAGAAAAUGGCAGAAAGCUGUGGGCAGGAGCAGACAAGGUGGAUAACGACGGUGAUUAUGAGCACAGCUCUGCAGGAUCAUGAAAUUUCUACAGUUCUGCAGAGGCAGCAACACCGAGUUCGAUAUUCAGAGUCAGUGGAAACUGGAUCUGUGAUUUUUCCUCUUUCUGGCAUUGCAUUUAUUCUGUCAGACACUCAAGACUUGCUCAGGACAGGGGAAGAAGAAUUUUCCACAAGAAUUCAGAAGUUCAUAAACAUCCAUCGGAACAGCUUUUUGGUUUUGUCAGCUGCUCUUCAUGGACCAGAAGAAUGGAGUGUCAUGUUCAGGAUUCAGAGAAGAUUCCUGGGCAGCAAUUUACGGGUAAUACCAGUUCAUAAUCCUGCUGAAACUGUUAAAUUAAUGCUAACUAUGGCUAAGGUAACUUCCAAGCCACAAGCAGAUGAUACUCGUUGCAAAAUAGAAAUGACAAAAGCCCAAAUAAUAGAAAAAAGUCCAGUUUGGAAGAUGCUUCAGGAGUACCAAUCACACUGUAAUUAACUUAAUAUUUGGUUUUUUAUUCAUAAAUAGAGUGGCUACAUUUUAAACAAAAUAUAGAAUGUUCUUAGAAAUAUAGUUACAUUUCAAAAGACUACAUACAACAUAUGCAUUUGGCAUGAAAAUUCAUAUUAAAUAGCUAUACUAUGAAAAAUAGCAUACUUGAUACCAAAUGUGCUUUCUAGAGAGGGAAAAAAGUGGUUUAGCUGCACGAUAGGAAAGUCAUCCUUAUUUUUAACUCGGUUCUGACCUUAGAGGCUCAUCUGUUUAUUAAGAAUUCCCAAAAUAAAUUACUGUAUUUUAAAGAAAGCUGUACAAUUAAAGAUAAGGAUGAUUAAAACAAUUCCAAAAUAGAGGUAUCCCUAAAAACAACAGCUGUAUGUAUGCAACCUUACACUGCUUUUAAACAUAAGUGUUAUCUGUUAUAUUACUAAGUUCUUACAUCUUAUUUGGCCCAAGGUUGUUUUACUUUAAACCUGGUUUCCUUUGCCAGAGUGUUUGUACUAUUCUAUAGUGUUAGCUAUCUGUACCUGACAGUCCUGUCUGCAAAUAGAGAAGCUUGUUUGUCAACAUUAAAAUGUGCUAAUAAAAAUACCUUUUGCUUAAACAGGGCUUUUGAAUUAAUGGUUCUUCAAUCACUUGAUAAAAAUCUUUGUAAUUCACUACUCCAGUCAGCAACUAUUACCCAACAAAUUCCGAAAAUUAAAAAAAAUAAAUGCCUAACCAUACCUCCUUGCCACAGAGAGGAACACACCUGGUUUGUUUUUUUAGUUUCUAAACUUAAGAAAAAGCAUCAAAUUCUGAAGAGGAGUAAACAGACCGUAUCUCCAAAUCA
Zonotrichia albicollis (white-throated sparrow) is the source of this 1511-nucleotide messenger RNA. Lineage: Eukaryota; Metazoa; Chordata; Aves; Passeriformes; Passerellidae. The record is from RefSeq and is a predicted model, not a curated record.